Molecule: messenger RNA, 2688 nt
Organism: Effrenium voratum
Lineage: Eukaryota; Dinophyceae; Suessiales; Symbiodiniaceae
Source: the annotation of a GenBank genome assembly
AUGACGUCGAGCUGCACAUCCCUAGGCCCCUUGCCGCCACCGGCCGAGGUGACGCAGACUUCGUUUGGGAAGUCAAAGGGGGCAAAAGACUUGAUGAGAACGACAACACAGUACCAGUGGCGGAGAAAGAAGCAGGAAAGAGAGCGCCAUUCUGCCUUCAAGCUUCAAGCGCAGAAAUCGCUGAGCAAACUGAAAGCGGCUGAUACGAAGAAUGGAGGCUUGCUCUCGGCGGACGUGUAUGACCCUCCAGCCCGGGCGCGCUACAUAUGCCCUGGGAGCUUCGACGAUGACCCAGAGCUAGCGCCCAUGGUGCGGCGGGUCCUCGACCUCAAGAAGUUGCUUGGGCCAACGCAAGGCUUGAGUCCUGCGGACUGGGACUUCUCCAGAACGAGCCACCCGAACCAAACGGAGGUCCAGGACUGGAUCUCCAAGACCCUCGCCUCAGCUCCAAGGCUGCCAGAACCAGAGAUAAAGCUACCGGCCCCGAAGCCGCGGCGGAGAGCGCGGCGGAGGAGAAGCAGUAUAGGACAAGCCGAAGCGGACAAGGCAAUAGUGGAACGACUGACUGAUGGUUCAGGCGCCCCUUCAGAGGAUUGGGGGGUGCUUUCUGAUACGAGCGAUUUUCUUCAGCGGAUCAAGUCAGGCACCCUUUUGUCGGAAGACAAUGUGCAGAGCAUUCAACGGCUGUUUGACAGCCACUGCGAUCGUGACUCGAAGCUCAUCCCGAAGGACUUGGUGCAUCAGGUGCUGGAAGAGUUUGGUAUUCAUAGUCCAGACAGGCAGCUGCUUGCUAAGAUCAUCAACGAGGUGGCACCAUAUUCCCAGCAAGUGGACCUCACAGACCUCACAGAUAUCAUUGAGAAGUGGCUGUUAAGAGAGAAAGACUUCAUGGAGGAGACCUUCAAGUCCAUGGACAAGGACAGCAAUGGGAACGUUUCGGUUCAAGAGCUGCUACACUACUUGGGUGCUGUGGGCAUAACUCCACUGCGUAGCCGGGUGAAGGAGGUGCUCGACUUGGUGGACAGAGACCGCAAUGGCACCCUGGACUUCGAAGAGGUGGUGCACCUCAUUUUCCUCUACAGGCAGACAGAGGGCUUCAGCUUGAAAGAAGUUAGAGUUCUUCGUGGGAUUUGUGCGCGGGAGGCAAACGGGGAGAAAGGUUUGCCCCGCUUCAAGCUGAAGGAUGUGCUGCUGCUUUUCUUCGGGCCCCACUGCCAGCAGAUCACCGAGCAGCUCUUCAAGGAGGCGGGCGCAAAGGAUGCGCAAAGUCUCAUGCCCUUGAGCGAGGUCUUGCUGUGGGCGCGCCGGCAAAGAGAGCAAGAAAUCAAGGUGUUCCGGCAAAAGUUCCAGAUGAUCGACUCCAACCACAAUGAACGAAUCGAACUCUGCGAGCUGAGCAAGCUUGUUGGAUAUUUGGGCUUCACCGUGGGCGAGGCGACAGUGCAAGAGCUGCUGCUGGAGAGCGAAGACGAUUUGUUUGGUGGCCGGAAGGACGGGGUGCUGGACUUUGACGAGUUUGUCAACUUCAUGGUGAAGCUCCAGUCGAGGGAAGGAUUCAGCAUCGCAGAGGUGAAAAGAUUCAAGGAGGUUUUUGACCGCUUUGACGACAACGGAAAUGCUGAGGUUGAAGUUCUGGAGCUGGCUGACGUGAUGAGGUACCUGGGCAAUAACGUGAAGCUUGAUGACCUGCACAUCCUCAUUAGCCAGGUGGAUUUCAAUGGGAGUGGGGCGCUAGAGUUCCAAGAAUUUCUGCGGCUCAUGCGAAUCCACCGUGAGGAGGAGGUCAAACAGAUUCAACAAAUCUACAACCAAUUCAUGGAUGAGUCGAUGCAAGCAAUGCCCAAGGCAGCUCUGCCGGGGGCAAUGUCCGCUCUUGGCUUCUCAGGCGACUCCGUGUCUCUGACGAAGAUGCGUGCCAAGGCUUCAGGCCGGCGGCGGUCGCUUCAAGUAGAAGCUGCAGGACGUUUGGAGGAUGCAGGCGAUGCCAUCUCCUUCGAAGGGUUUUUGCAGUGGGUGGACGACCACCGCGCAGUGAAGGUGACGGAGCAGCGCCGAUGUGCUGCGUUCAGCAGCGCAGAGCUCGACUCCUUCCGCUUGGUAUUUGCCGAGCUUGACGCGCAAGGCAGCGGAGUUCUGGACAUCAAGCAGAUAGGACCCUUGUUCGAGAAGCUGGGGCUGCCAUCGUUGACGACAGCGGAGGCUCGCAACACCGCACUCUCGGAUUUGGAGAAAGCCAGAAGCACAGCUGCUGAGUGUGGAGUGUCAGACACCGGAUCAAAAGGUGAAGGUGUCAACUUCUGGGUGCUGGUGCAAUUGCUGCGCAUCCAGUUCAGUCGGGACGACGGCAGGGUCGUGGAACGGGAGGCGCAAGCAGUCAGCGAAACUUCGUUUUCGCAGGCAGAAGUCGAUAGCUUCAGAGAAAGCUUCGUAUCCUGGUUCGAGCACCAGGUGAACGCUUCGACAACUCAAAGUCAGGAGAAGGCUACCCAAAGGGUCAAGGAGCUGACGAAGGAGACAUUGGGCAGCCUGAUUCGGUCCCUCGGUGUCAAAGUCAACGAGGACCAUCGAAAGAGGCUGGACCGAAAGAUUGAAGAGCUGAACCCAAAUUCCAUCAUCGACUUCCCGGAUUUCUUGCGGCUCAUGCGAUGGAUGGUCACCGUGGACUUCGGUGGCAUCAAUCGGGGCUGA